UCAGAUGCCUCGGUGGAGUCUACGGAGGGAUUUCAGAGUCAGGAAUAGCGUCUGCAGCGUGAGGUUCCAGCCCGCACACGGUGGUGUCCUGUUCGCCUUGAGAGCCACCGUGCAGGGAGGGACGCUUCCACCUCCAGCGCCCCGGGCCUGGCAGCCAGCUCAGCUCGCCCCACCUGACCCAGGCCGGGCAGAUGGACCGAGCAUACGCCCUUGCAGCACCCGGGUGCCCAGCGCGGUGCCCGGUCUCUGGUAGACACCCAGCCAAGGUUUGAUGAAUGAAUGAAUGAACGUGCGCCAAGAGGCCACGGGAGACGGGAAUGCCCUGCGCAGGGGGAGAGGGCACGGGGCAGGGCAGGUAAUCCCCGUCCACCCCACCCAGCCACCCAGCCUGCUGGGCCAGGGUGGAUGAGAGAACCCAGCAGGGGACUUCCCCGCUGGUCUCUGAGGACAGAGGUCGGAUAUCCCCAGCGAGGUCCCCGGUCACCAGGCUGCAGAGCGGGGGGCGUUGCCCGCUCCCGCCCGCUCCACCCGGCCGGCCGGCCUCUGCGAGCCUCCAGCAGCUCCGGCGCGGCCAUGGAGGAGGAGGGCUCGCGCUGCGCGGUGCCCAGCCUGGCCCGGGCCGUGCCCAGGCGCGGGCUCUGGGUGCUGCUCGCGCUCUGCCUGGCCACCUCCGUGUCCUGCUUGGUCUCCUACUUCCACUGCGACCGUCGCUGCGCGGGCCAGCCGGGCCCGCUGGACCCCGGGAGAGAUGUGGCCGAGCUGCAGGUGAAUCUCACAGGUCCCAGGCAGGACCCCAGGCUGCGCUGGCAGGGGGACCCAUCCUUGGGCCGCUCUUUCCUGCACGGACCGGCGCUGGACGACGGGCAGCUGCGUGUCCACCGCGACGGCAUCUACCAGCUGCACAUCCAGGUGACCCUGGCCAGGUGCUCCUCCGCGAGGGACGUCAGGCACCACAACGCCACCCUGGCGGUGGGCAUCUGCUCGGCCACCCGCAGCAUCAGCCUGCUGCGCCUGGGCUUCGGCCGGGGCUGCACGGUGGCCUCCCAGCGCCUGACGCCGCUGGCCCGCGGGGACGUCCUGUGCACCAACCUCACCCUGCCGCUGCUGCCCUCCCCAAACGCCGACCAGACCUUCUUCGGCAUCCAGUGGGUCCGCUCCUGACCAGCGCCUGCUUGCUUGGGCUGUUUCUGUUUUCUGUAAAUAAAUGUGUUUGGGGGCUGAGGAUUUAGCUCAGCAGCAUAAGCACCUGCCCGGGCAUGUGUGAGGUCACGAUUUCUAUCCCAGUGGCAAAAAAAUAAAAAUGUAUUUUGCAAUUUC
Messenger RNA from Cavia porcellus (domestic guinea pig), 1317 nucleotides. RefSeq names its product CD70 antigen-like. The transcript is spliced from 4 exons. Gene Ontology annotation, biological process: immune response; tumor necrosis factor-mediated signaling pathway. The record is from RefSeq and is a predicted model, not a curated record. Gene Ontology annotation, molecular function: tumor necrosis factor receptor binding. Gene Ontology annotation, cellular component: extracellular exosome; plasma membrane. Lineage: Eukaryota; Metazoa; Chordata; Mammalia; Rodentia; Caviidae. Bases 280 to 1161 code for a protein of 293 amino acids.